Messenger RNA from Cavia porcellus (domestic guinea pig), 3354 nucleotides. It is a transcript of the gene Fam107b, whose product is annotated as family with sequence similarity 107 member B. The record is from RefSeq and is a predicted model, not a curated record. Lineage: Eukaryota; Metazoa; Chordata; Mammalia; Rodentia; Caviidae. The transcript has 5 exons. The coding region runs from base 1 to 924 and encodes 307 amino acids.
AUGUCCACGUGGAGAGCCAGGCUGGCCCAGGGGCUGAAGGCCCGGUCGGGAGGGAUGCACCCAUUCCCCUGCUCCGCGCUACUGGCUUGUUUCGGGAGCUCGCAGGAGCCAGCGCCCUUCGAUCAGCCCGGCGCCGCCGCAGAGGCCCACGCCACCACCCACGCCCAGCCCACGGCCAGAGCGGACUCACACUGCAGUCCCGGGCGAGCGGAGGGAGCUGCAGCCAGAGGGGGCGAUUCUGGCAGCUCCACUGGGCGAAAUGGCAGCGCAAAGCAGGACGCAGGCAAUCACGCAGCUGCCCAGCCUGCAGGGCCCCUGGAGGGUCAGCCUAGGCCCCUGGAGGGGGAGCCCCACCACCAAGCAGUUACUGUGCAGACGCCCAUCCCCAGACCAUCAAUUAUCAACAGGCCGGAGAAGGAAGAACUCCAAGAAGAACCUAAGUACCCUGAGUUGGAAAAGAAGCCGCCAUCAGAUAGCCCACUUGAGGACAGUGACCCCCAGGACUCAUCCCUCACACCAAGACACAUCAUGGCUGAGCCAGACUACUUGGAUGAUGACAAUCCUGAGCUGAUUAGACCCCAGAAAUUGGUCAACCCUGUCAAAACAUCCCGGAAUCACCAGGAUCUUCACAGAGAACUCCUUAUGAAUCAAAAAAGGGGUCUUGCGCCUCAGAAUAAACCAGAAUUGCAGAAGGUGAUGGAAAAGAGAAAACGAGACCAAGUCAUAAAACAGAAGGAAGAAGAAGCGCAGAAGAAGAAAUCUGACUUGGAAAUUGAACUGUUAAAGCGGCAGCAGAAGUUGGAGCAGCUUGAACUUGAGAAGCAGAAAUUGCAAGAAGAGCAAGAAAAUGCACCAGAGUUUGUGAAGGUGAAAGGCAACCUCAGGAGAACAGGCCAGGAGAUAGCCCAAGCCCAGGAGUCCUAGGCCAAGGCUGCCUGGAAGCCUGACACAUGCCACCAUCACUGCAAGAGCUGUGUCUGAGUGCUUUUCCGCACUGGUCUCAGGGCCAGAGCCCCUGAGAAAACUGCAGCCAGCUAGGAAGCUUACCUAGAGGGGGUUUAUGUGCUUUCCUACAGUCUGGGUGGGGGAAUUGUCUGUGACAAGUUGCAGUUCCCAUUCGCCAAAUGAAGGACAUUGACCAGUACUUACGUUGGAAUAAUGGACCUGCAUUCAAAGAUUUUAAGCAGAACAAAACAAGAAGAAAUAAGAAGAGGACACUGGAAUAAGUUCUUAAGAGUUGCACUACUCAGUUUUCUUCCAGUUCAAAUUUUGUAGGACACAGUGACUUUUUCUUUGAAAGUUAAAGAAAAGACGAUUAAUUCUUCUCAUGGUUAUCUGUUAGAUAACUUGGAUUGCAUAGAAAUGCAUUUAAUCUGUCAUAGCCAAUACUUGUAAAUUUCAAGAAUCCAAAAUUUUGUUUAAUUUAUAAUUCUACCCAUGUUAGAAUUAGUAGCAGGGAACGUAGCAUUGGGUUGAGCACAGCUAUUGUCUUUGUAGGCACUAAAAUCCAGAAAUAUGGUAAGAAGCAUUGGGAAUAUGCAAGGUUCCAUCUUCUUCCUCCCUCUUGACUGUGUGUGGCAUUGUGGACCUGGCGGUGGUCUACAUCUAGGAAAGCACCAUACGCAGGUUCUUGUAUCGCUGUGAGAAGCAGUGGGAUUUCUCUGCAGCUUCAUGCUUAAACUGUGCUGAGCAAGUCCUUCCAGAUGAAGUGAUUCUGCAAUCCUUUAGAAAAGGGAAAUAGUCUGUAUAACCCAUUUCAGUUUCAGAAGUAGAGGGCCUGGUGUAGGGCGCUGUCCGUGAGGAGCUUCAUGGGAAGAUUCUACAACAGUUGUACGCUUUAAUAUUAGUAGAAUCCAAACUUGGAUAAUUUCUGAUCAAUGGUAACAUAUUUCCUUACUGUUUUUCCCUUGUGCAGAAAGACUUCUGCUACCCUCUCAGCCCAUGCUGUUGAGAGGGGUGAUGUUGAUGACUACUGUAUUACCGCAUCUCUCAGGAAAAUUGAGGAGCAGUGUGGGCUGGCUUGGCCUCCUCAUGCUUGCUAAUGUGCUUCUCAGAGGGCAUCCAAGUUACAAGAACAACACAGUUCUCAUGCAAAAGUAACUUUAUACUGCUGGUGUUUGUGGAUUUAGUGCAUUCUUCAUAGAGAUGGCUCAGCCAGUAACUUCUAAAUUGAGGACUAUUCUUACACUUCCUCUAGUGACAAUAGAGAGUUGAACCAGAGCUUUGCAACCCUCUGUUAGCACAGUACCCAUUAGCUUUCUGUCUGAGUGCUGUUGUAGCAGCUGACAGGCUCAUACUCAACUCUAAUGUGAGCAAGAUAAGAGUAAGUGGAGGCUGAUACACAGCUAAAAAAUGUUGGUUGGUUACACCUGAAAUGGAUUAUUUGUGUCAUCAGCAAGUGUUAUUUGAAUAAAAUACAAGAUGCUUAAGAUAAAAUACUGCUCUAUAAUAGUUUCCUUUCAAAGGUUGGAGUGGUGACUUUUUCACCAUUCUUUUGAGAGAACAAAGUACAGUAACUGAUGAUCUUGAAAGAACAUGUCUGAUUGCAUGUUUCCUUGUGUAUGUGAACUGAUAGUGUGGUUGAUAAAGUCUAAAUUUGGCCUGGCUCAAAAUGUUUGGUCUAACGAGACUUUGAUCUGUGGCCUUGAAGCAGUUUUGCCACUUGACAGAAUUCUCAAGGGACCUAGCAGGCUCCUAAAGAAGUAUAAGUUCUAUGCCUAAAACUUCUCUAGAAUUCAUUCAUCACUGGGUAAAAGUUAAUUUAAAAAAGCAUUCUCUCCUAAUUGCAGAUAAGUUUGCAGUUAUUUGUGGUUAGUACUACAAGGUCCAGCCAAAAGAAGACUUGUAAAUAACAUAAAGUGAUGGGCUAUGCUCAGCAGCAGAGGUGCAGGUGGUGAAGUUCUCUGAAGUCUGGUCAGCUGACUCACAGGCUGGAGCUUGACCAGUGGUCUGUCUCUCCUCCACACUGUCCUGCCCAGGCCUAUGGACUCGGGAACCUCUGCACAGUCCUGUGCUGUGAGCCACUUUUUUUUUUCCCACAAAAAUGGCUCCACUUUUCCACUUUGUGGUUUUCUUAAAAUAGUUGAGUAUUUUGUAGUUUCCUCAUAGUAAAAUAGAAUUGCUUUAUAAGCUAUAACAGUUGACUUUAUUCUUCUACUCUGAAAAAUCUUGCCUUGUUUGAGUGUAUAUAAUAUAUAUAAAGGGAGCCUUAAUGGAUUUGUUUUCAUAAUUUAAUAUUUUUUGUAUUUGCUCUUGUAUAAUUGUUUUUAAUGGAAAGUAUUAAAAAAUUGAGGUUGGAAUUCUUAGAACCAAAGUUAUUCUUAAUAAAAAUCACCACAUGCUUGGACCAUGCAA